GCGGCUGUAACUCUGCGUCCAUCGAAUGUCCGUGCACUUUCGGCGCUAAGGUCGGCGGCCAAGAUGUCUUGAUCGACUACUUAUUGUCGCUCCUCGCACCUACUGUGCGCUACAUCGACCCACUUUCCGUUUACAAUGUCUGCCACGCACAUUCUCAUCACAGGCGCGAACCAAGGCUUGGGCCACACUGUUGCUCAGCAGCUUCUCGCUCGCGAGGCCACGCUGCCAAAUCACCCACCUUCGGUUCACAUCUAUGUCGGGGCACGAUCGCAGGAGAAGGCUGACAAGGCCUGCUCAGACCUCAAAAAGUAUGCGGCUGAGGGCAAUACGCUCGAGCCCGUCAUCAUCGACCUUGCAAGCGAUGCUUCCAUUGAGGCACUAGGCAACAAGAUUGAAAAGCUCGACAUCCUCAUCAACAACGGCGCCAUUCUCGGCGAUAUGCAGGAGUCGACGUCGCCUGCUGCCGUCCGCAAGAAUUUUGCCAACGUCUACGAGACCAACGUAUUUGGCACUGCAGCUCUGACCUAUGCCCUCAUUGAGACCAUUCGAAAGUCAAAGGAGCCCAGGGUUGUCAACGUGAGCUCCGGCUUGGGUUCAAUCCAGAACCAGCUUGACCCCAACUGGGCCUUUCACGGCAUGACCGCCCUUGUCUACCCUUCGAGCAAGACAGCUCUCAAUGGGGUGACAGCCAUCAUGUCAAAGCAGUAUCCCGACGUCAAAUUCGUUGCGGUCGACCCAGGCUACACGAGCACGGCCUUCAAUGGUCAUUCUGGACACCAACCCGUCGAAGUAGGCGCUCACGCUAUCUCGCACGCCGUUCUCGAUCCCAAAGCCAAGACUGCCAGCUACGUCGAGAAGGAGGGUGUAGUGCUGCCGUGGUAGAUUCAUGCGAUAGAGCUGGAAAUUGAGUCUCAUUCACGGGUUGACCAUUGAAAGCGUGGAGAGAUAUCGUCGAGACAGGAACUUUCAUUCGAGAAGUUGAGCUAGAAAAACGCAUCAGCCUACAGGUGUGUGGAA
This is a messenger RNA of Jaminaea rosea, 1017 nucleotides long. RefSeq names its product oxidoreductase. Gene Ontology annotation, molecular function: oxidoreductase activity. Bases 136 to 882 code for a protein of 248 amino acids. The record is from RefSeq and is a predicted model, not a curated record. The transcript has 2 exons. NCBI's taxonomy places the organism in Eukaryota, Fungi, Basidiomycota, Exobasidiomycetes, Microstromatales.